Molecule: messenger RNA, 756 nt
Organism: Prunus armeniaca (apricot)
Lineage: Eukaryota; Viridiplantae; Streptophyta; Magnoliopsida; Rosales; Rosaceae
Source: the annotation of a GenBank genome assembly
AUGAAUUUAAAAAUUAUUUCUAGAAGGAUUAGUAUAAUACUAACAUCCUUCAAUGAUGCACAUAAAUCUUAUCCCACUAUCAGGGAGCAUACAGUACUAUCUGAUGAUAUUGUGAAUGCAGACAAUGGAGGUGCAAAGCGAGGUGAAAAUGACAUGCACUCAUCAGCUUCUACCAAAUUAAGGACAAGUUUUCUGGCCCGUCUAAAGUUCAAUUCUAAAAUUUAUGACACAAAAAGAACUUGCGGUUUUAAACUGCUAAUUCACAGUAACCGACUGCUUUUUGCGAUUUCAAAAAUCAACAUAUCACAAAUAGUCGGUCGGUUUGCGGUUUGGGCAAAAAUUCGGGGUUACCGAACCACAACCACCCCUAGACAUGAGGGGUUUUUUGGAAGUGAUUUUAAGUCACUAGAAGAUAUUGAAGAAGCUGACCAUAUUAAUGCUAAGUCAUGGGUUGCAUCAGAUGGGGAAGAAGGUGGUUCGACUAAGAGGUUCACAGAAUACAAUCCUGAGACAGACAACCAUGAUUCACAAUUUAAGUUAGGAGGGUGUAAAAAUGGGUUCAAAGAAGGUUAUAUGCCUCUAAUUGGGCAAAAAGGAUUGCCUGGAGCAUUUGAAGAUGUAGUACCUAAUGUUGAGCAUCGUUUUUGUGCUAGGCAUAUAUUCAGCAACUACAUAAAACUGUACGAAGGCAAGGUACUUAAGGACAUGUACUGGGGUUGUGCAAGAGCCACUGUAGGUGAGAAAUAUAUGAGGUGA